Molecule: messenger RNA, 1369 nt
Organism: Anguilla anguilla (European eel)
Lineage: Eukaryota; Metazoa; Chordata; Actinopteri; Anguilliformes; Anguillidae
Exons: 4
Coding region: 102-764 (220 amino acids)
Molecular function (GO): GTP binding; GTPase activity
Source: RefSeq, a predicted model, not a curated record
AAAAUUCAGAGUAGGUUCGUAGAUCGUGCUGGAACGAAGCGUUCGCUGUACACCCGCGAAGACAAGCAAAGGAUCACUUGCUUGUGUAUGGUAGCCUACAAAUGGUUAUUCAAGUCAAAUCCAACUCGGGCAGCAACAGCAAGGCGAUGGACGGAACCCAGCAAAAACUGGAGGCAAAUGUUUUGCUACUUGGCGCAGAAAAUGUCGGGAAGUCUGCGCUCACAGUGAGAUUCCUCACCAGAAGAUUUAUCGGCGAAUACGGAAACAUGGAAUCCAUAUACAGCCGCAGUGACAGAAUUGACGGACGGGAAAUUUCUUUCAAUAUCUGGGAUUCGUUGCACCCGCAGAAGUCCGACGCGGAUGUAUGCAUCAGCGAGAAGCAGCUUCAGUGGGCAGACGGGUUCAUUCUGGUCUACAGCAUCUGCGACCGAGCCAGUUUUAACCUGGUGCGGCGACAGGUGCAGUGUAUCAGACAGGGCAAAGCCAAGGUUCCGGGCGCGACGCCGAUCGUCAUCGUGGGCAACAAGCGAGACCUCAAGCACCGCCGCACCGUCUCCAGCGAGGAAGCCACGCUCCUCGCCUUGUCCUCGGAUUGCGGCUUCUUCGAGAUCUCCGUCGCCGAGACCUACCACGGCGUGUUGCUGGUUUUCCACGAACUGCUCGACCUCAUCCGAGAGGCGAGGACCACUAAGAAGGGACCAGCCGGGCUCAAGGGCAUCGUACGGAGCAUGUCUGCAGUUUUUGGGAGAAGACGAACCGACUAGGUUAUUUUGACUGCGAGCAGGGGCGAGGUUAUAAAACCGGAGAUGUUAAUUCACCCGGCCGUGUCGCUUAGCUGGCGACUUUAAAGCUGCGAGGUGGAUGGCUGCGGCCGUGCUCACGUGCAGCACGCUGAAGGUCCUACGCCGGUGGCGCGCGACCGUUUCCAAGACGUCCGGACUUCGAAAGCGGAGUCGGAGAGCGCCGUGCACUGCUGAAACCCGCUUUGGGGUCGGACUGGCUGAUUGACAGGGCAGUUAUAAAAGUUGACAGUUGCAUUGUUAUGACUGGAAUGACCGAUUGUGCUUUAUAGGCCAAGUAUUUCCGUCCUGUAAUGGCAUUGGCUACCCAGUGACGUGAUCAAGUCGUUUGACGUCUGCCUGGCCUGUAUGUAUGCAGAUAUUUAAAAACUGGAACGCAGGAGCCCUUGUUUCACCAAGCCCAGACCAUGUAGCACAACAGAUUGUGACUGACUUGGUGGUGUGGGUCAACGUCAAUCUAUGCACACCUAUAAAAAGUAGCACUUAAAAUGGCCAUUGUAAAAUCUCUCUGUACUUGUGUGGAUAUAUUGUCAUGCUGUGCUGUGCAAUACACCCCCCCCCCCCCCCCC